Messenger RNA from Protopolystoma xenopodis, 633 nucleotides. The record is from the annotation of a GenBank genome assembly. NCBI's taxonomy places the organism in Eukaryota, Metazoa, Platyhelminthes, Monogenea, Polystomatidea, Polystomatidae.
GUUUCUGAACUUAAAAAGCUUUGUAACCAGUUAAGCAUUUCUUCUGUUGGUUGUAAAAGCGAAUUGAUAGCUCGGCUGCUCGUGAAGGAAGAUGCAUCAAAUGAGCCAUCUACUAUUCACUUGCAACCCGAAGAUGAAGCUGAGUUGCUUGGAGACAUUGAAGAAAGAGAUAAUAUUGCUGUUAAGGUGAAUUUAAAGCACAAGCUCGACAUUGACCAAGAAGUUAUUGAGACAAUUCAGGCCAACUCUGCUACUUCCAUAAUUGAAUCCCAAAAUUCGCUGCCCAUCAAGAUAUCGUAUGCGAACGGUGAAUCUGGAUCACCUUCCAAAAAGAUGUUGGUCUGUAUUGAAGAGAAGCUUUUGGGUUCAGGGGUGUCGAAACUAAAUGACAAAGAACGUCUCCUUGCCCGUGCUCAGCGAUUUGGUUCAUCUGGAGGUGGUCACUGUUCCGGAUCUCUGCAUUCAGAUGAACAACUUGCAGCUCGUGCUAGACGCUUCGGAUUACCUGUCGCUCCUAACGGCGCUUCCGCAACCAUUGAGUCAAGAGAGACCUCUGUGGUGGAUAAAUUGAAAAAGAGGGCUGAGAGAUUUGGAGUCACAACCAGUAAAAAAUUAGAGCUCUUAUAUUUGUAA